CAAACUUUUCGGUUUAGUAUUAAACCGAAGUUUCGUAGUCGUCUUCUUCUUCUUCCGUCGAAAAGAAACAGAGAUUCGAAAUCGUCUUCAUUUUCCAGAUAUGGAUUGGCAAGGGCAGAAAUUGGCGGAGCAGUUAAUGCAGAUCUUGCUUCUGAUCGCCGCGGUUGUGGCGUUUGUUGUUGGUUACGCAACGGAGUCGUUUAGGACGAUGAUGUUGAUCUACGCCGGAGGUGUAGUCCUGACGACUCUGAUCACUAUACCAAAUUGGCCUUGCUUUAAUCGUCAUCCUCUCAAGUGGUUAGAUCCAAGUGAAGCUGAGAAGUAUCCUAAACCUGAAGUUGUUGCUGUUAGCUCGAAGAAGAAAUCUUCUAAAAAGUAGUCUUUUUUUUUUUCAAUCUUAUCUU
Molecule: messenger RNA, 404 nt
Organism: Camelina sativa (false flax)
Lineage: Eukaryota; Viridiplantae; Streptophyta; Magnoliopsida; Brassicales; Brassicaceae
Source: RefSeq, a predicted model, not a curated record